Molecule: messenger RNA, 3160 nt
Organism: Chelonoidis abingdonii (Abingdon island giant tortoise)
Lineage: Eukaryota; Metazoa; Chordata; Testudines; Testudinidae
Gene: ZNF365
Product: zinc finger protein 365
Biological process (GO): regulation of neuron projection development; telomere maintenance; regulation of double-strand break repair via homologous recombination
Source: RefSeq, a predicted model, not a curated record
CCACCACCAGCAGCAACAAGUCAGGAUUCAGAGAGUAAUGCAACAGAACACUUUUGAAGAAAGCAGACACCCCUGGCAGGAGUCAUUUGAAAAUGUCAGUAUCUGCAUGCCAUUUCGUUGCCCACGAUGUGGUGACCACACUAGAUUCAGAAGCCUCUCUUCUCUGAGGGCACAUCUGGAGUAUAAUCAUAGGUACGAAGAAAGAAGCCUUCUGACAAAAUGCAACCUAUUUUCUUCCCUCAAAGAUGCAGACUUGCUCUCUUCCUCAGAGACCGUGACUCAAGGAAAACUGGGGAACACCAGCAAUGCAAUAAAACAAAAACCAUCCUACAUACAUUUUUGUGACACAUCACAUGAGAACCCAAAGAACAGAAAACCACAGGAGGUGGAAGCUGAAAGGCCUGUCUCUUUUGUGACAAAUUACGGGUCAGCUGACUUCACAGAUGAGCAGAUUUCUAAACCUGGGGUUCCAACAACAGACUCCAAAGCCUCUUUUGAGGCACACGUACGAGAAAAGUUUAAUAAGAUGGUAGAAGCUGUAGAUAAAACAAUAGAGAAGAGAAUUGACAAGCUUACCAAAGAGCUGGCCCAAAAAACUGCUGAGCUGUUGAAAGUUCGGGCGGCUUUUGCGCAGCUGUCUCAGAAGAAACAGGAAGUUCAGAGGCGAGAGAGGGACCUGAACAGACAGGUGGAUGUUGCAGUUGAGAUGAUUGCUGUACUGAAGCAACGUCUUACAGAGUCUGAAGAAGAACUUCACAGGAAAGAAGAAGAGGUUGUUACUUUUAACCACUUCCUGGAAGAGGCAGCUGAGAAAGAGGUCCGUGGGAAAGCCAAGCUCCAACACUUCAUUGAGAAUCUAUUGCAGAGGGUUGAUCUGGCAGAACGACAACUAGAAUAUUAUCAAAAUCAGCAGAUAAUGUGCAAUUACAGUGAUCUCAAUGAACACAUGUUUACAGACCUCUCAUCAAAUAAGAAACCCAGAUGCCUAACCCGAGGAAAUCAGCAUGGUUCAUAUAAUAUACCUGAUGCAAAACCUCAUUCCCUUCAAAAAGGUAGAAUGUUCCUAAAGAAAACCAAGGAUGAGAAGAACAGCAUCCAACCAGUUAUAUUCUUCUAUGAGCCUGUCGACUGCUCAAGAGAGCUAUGGAGGCCACAGAAAAAGGGUGAACCAGUGAGCGCUGCCAGAAAGAAUCAAACCUACACAUUUCUGCCAGGAAGUUCUCGAAAUUCCUCGCUUUCUCACUCCAUAUCUUUCACCCAGAUGGCGAAGCAAGGCCCAAUCGACAUAUUUAUCAAGCAGAGACAUCUGGCUGCUGAACAUGCAAAUAAUUCUGAAUCAGAUGAUGACAAUGUAAAUGAAACUGAAGUAUUGUCAACAAAAAGAAUUUGUACUAGCUUUACUCGGAAAUAUGACUCCUCAUACAUUCAGUUCGGUUUUGUAGCCACGAAUGAUGGUGGAGUGCCAAAACCGUAGUGCAUUAUUUGUGGCAGUGUGUUGGCUAAUGACACAAUGAAGCCAUCAAAGCUCAAGAGGCAUUUAAAUACAAAACAUGAUGAAAUUAGUUCAAAGCUGAAAGAGUUCUUCGAAAGAAAUCAUGUUGAUUUAAAAGGCCACCAGAAACAGAUCUUUGAAGUGUCACACAUAAAUACUUGUGCUUUGUGAGCUUCUUAUAAAGUAGCACUUCGCGUUGCUAAGGCUAAAAAGCCACACACAAUCGGUGAGACACUAGUGAUAGGCUGUAUUAAAGAUAUCUGCAUGGAAAUGCUGGGAGAGCCGGUGGCAAAGAAAGUGGCUCAGGUGCCACUUUCAAAUGACUCUAUAGCUCAACAAAUUCACGAUCUGGCUCAAGAUAUGGAAGAUCAGCUCAUAGGACAGAUUAAAUUAGCAAAGUACUUUUCUUUGCAGCUUGAUGAAUGUACAGGUGUUGCUAAUACAGCAAUUCUGAUGGUGUAUGCGUGCUGACAUGAGGGUGAUUUGAAGGAAGAGUUUUUGUUUUCUGCUUUACUACCAACAAAAACAACUAAUUCUGAACUGUUCAAGACCGUGAGCGACUACAUCAUUAACAAAUGUGUGUUGGAUUUCAAGUUUUGUGUAGGUGUAUAUUCUGAUGGUGCUGCUACAAUGACAGGACGGCAGUCAGAAGUGGUUACCCAGAUUAAGGUGCUUGCACCCGAAUGCAAGUCGAUGCACUGCUUCCUUCACUGAGAAAGUCUUGCAACAAAAAAAAUGUCAACAGAACUAAACAGUGUGCUCAGCGAGGUCAUAAAAAUUGUGAACCAUGUAAAGGCGAAUGCUUUAAAUUCGAGACUAUUCACUGCAUUAUGUGAUGAUAUGGGAGCUGAUCAUAAACAGCUCCUAUUGCAUGCCGAUGUACGUUGGUUAUCGAGGGGAAAAGUCCUGUCAAGAGUAUUUGAGCUCUGAAACGAGCUUGCCAGGUUUCUUCAGGACAAAAAACCAAACUGGUCACAAUUGUUCCUAGAUAUGGAUAAUAUAGCCACACUGGCUUAUUUGGCUGAUAUCUUUGCCAUCUUUAAUGAUCUCAGUACCUCCAUGCAGGGAAGGAUGGCUUCAUGUCUUACGAUGGCAGACAAGAUUGACGGACAGAAACGAAAGCUAAAAGCAUGGAAGAGUCAAGUGUCAAGAGAUCACCAUGACAUGUUUCACAACUUAGCGACAAUCAUCGCCAAUGCAGGUGAAGACCUUGAUGUUACAUCUUUACGAAGUGAACACUUGACGAAUUUGGCAGAACGUUUUGAGUUUCACUUUCCAGCAAAAGAAGAUUCACGGAAAGGGACUGGAUGGAUCUGAAAUCCUUUUAUUUCAUUGAAAGAUGACUUAACUGUCACUAUGGAGGAUAAGUUGUUGGAGCUGGCUGCUGACAAAAGAUUGAAGAUGAGUUUCGAAACUACAACAUCACUUGCUUCCUUUUGGAUAAAAGUGAAAGCAGAAUAUCCUGAGCUUACUGAAAUUGCUCUGAAAACUCUUCUCCCAUUUCCUUCAACAUACCUCUGUGAGACUGGCUUCUCAACCAUGAAUGUCAUUAAGACAAAGUACAGGAAUAGUAUGGAUAGUCAUUCUCCAUUGCAAGUGGCACUGUCCUCAACUGAACCACAACCGGAUAAGCUGACAAAGCAGCAGCAGGCUCACCUUUCACAUUAG